This is a messenger RNA of Perkinsus marinus ATCC 50983, 1218 nucleotides long. RefSeq lists its product as hypothetical. Gene Ontology annotation, biological process: protein K48-linked deubiquitination. The record is from RefSeq and is a predicted model, not a curated record. Gene Ontology annotation, molecular function: ubiquitin binding; cysteine-type deubiquitinase activity. Gene Ontology annotation, cellular component: nucleus. Bases 39 to 1181 code for a protein of 380 amino acids. NCBI's taxonomy places the organism in Eukaryota, Perkinsozoa, Perkinsida, Perkinsidae. The transcript is spliced from 9 exons.
AAGUUUAUUCUUACAACUCUUUCAUAUUAAAGUUUGCCAUGAGUCUUCGCGACGGUCCGAUAGAGAACGAUGACGAUGAGCAACAAGUGUUGCCAACCAAAGCAGACGGUCUCGGGUUUAUUGAGCCUCUCACAACUCUCGCUGAAGAGUUCUCUCACUCCCCAGGACACCAGCGUAAGAUUAGGCUCAUGGCUGAGAAAGUAAAGGCGACACACUGGCGUCGUGUACGUGGUGAUGGUAACUGUUUUUACCGUGCUUUAGGCUCCACACUUGUGGAGAGAAUGCUUUUGGAAGGAGACAUCGAUAAGUUCCAUACCUUCGUUCAUCAUGCACUCCAUCUUGCCCGUCGUAGUGAAAAGAUAAAUGGUAGAUGGCAUGGUCUACUACAGAGGGAUGAGGAGGGAUAUCGUCGACGUGCUGGUAGAGAUUUCUUACACUACACCAGUGCUGAUAGUCCCCUACACUUUUGGAAUGAGCUUCUCAAUGACAAGACCAUGGAUCACGGGAUCGUGGCUUUAGUCCGACUAGCGACCUAUCAAUAUGCUAUAGAGAAUGAGGACAUGGAAGUUGGCGGUAUGCCACUGGCAGAGGCGGCUCUAGCCAGCAGUGACGCUGAAACCUUCGAUGAGUGGUUGGAUAGAGAGGUGAGGACUGAUGAGCAGGAGGCUGGCUCCUUGGCUAUGAUGCUAGCCGCUUCGGCCCUCAACGUCAGAUUCCUAGCAGUCAAACUAGACCGCGAUAUGAAGACGGCUUUGCAAAGAGUCGAAUUCUUACCCGUUGGCCGUUCCGCUCCAAAGGGACCGGAUGAGCGUUGGGAUGCCAUACUUUUAUCCAAACCAGGGCAUUAUGACGUUCUGUAUGAGUCACCUGUAGGAGAGGAGCUGUUCUCUCUACAGAACGAAAACAACGUCAUAGAGAACUGCUCUUAUUGGCGUUGUAAGCCUAAAUGCCCGAUAUGUAGAUGUGAUAUUGAAACGUAUGAAGACGUAUUAUGUGGUGUAUCACCAGACUGUGCUGAAUUGUUCCAUCGAUGCUGUUUCAAGUCCAUGGUGGAUCAUGAUAGCCUAGGACAGUCUGGAGGAAGUUCAUCUCAUGUUGUUGUGAGAUGUCCGGUUUGCCGCAUCAAAUUUACUGAAGCCGAAGUCGAGGAUGCAAUAUCUGGCUCAAGAAAGACUGUGUGAUAGUCAAGUUAACUGAUAAUUCUCUUGUUCAUCAGCG